Molecule: messenger RNA, 3554 nt
Organism: Drosophila ananassae
Lineage: Eukaryota; Metazoa; Arthropoda; Insecta; Diptera; Drosophilidae
Exons: 1
Coding region: 1521-3224 (567 amino acids)
Molecular function (GO): protein binding
Source: RefSeq, a predicted model, not a curated record
AACAACUAAUAAAAACGAUUCCUUAAUGCCCAUGCCCCUUGACCUUUGAAAGGAGGUGCAACGCGUAGGCGGUGGGUGUACGUAUACACACCUGUCCCAGCGGAUAUACACAAAUACUUGCUUGCAGUGCCACCCACGCAUGCAACUCUCAUUGCCUGUGCGAAAAAUUUGACCCUGUUCAGUGUCGGCGAAGGGGAAAAAUCAAUUUCCCAAUUGCCCAGUUUCCGACAAACUGUGACCCCCCCCCCCCAGUGACUCUGAAACUUCAACUCACUUUCCCCCAUUGUGACGUCAAUGGGGGAGUACGUGAUGAGGUAGUGCGUCAUUUGAUCAAAUUUGCCUAAAAAUAAGAUCAAAGCAUGACAAUUUCUUCGUGCAGCGGAAGUUUCACCAUCGGGGGAAGCUUCAUUGUCUAAAACUAACCUUUCACAAGCUCGUGACUUUGCAUAAACAAUUGUUACACUGGAAAAAAUACAUUGGCUGGAAAAGCGUUUCCCUUGCUCUACUUGGGUAGAAAAAAUAAUAGUUAUAGUUUGCCAUAUCAUUAUUUUAUUGAAUAAUAUUCUAUUUUUUCAUCAUUAUUUAUAGAUUUUUCUCAGUGUAGCAUGUGAAUUGCUGAUCUGCUUAUUUCGUUUAUAAUGCGUUUGUUGUGAUACCGGGCAUUUAUGGGCGGUCAGGUCACGUUUCAUGGCAGAACUCUCCCUCACAUGCGCUACCCCAAUGAUAACAGUUUGAGGAGCACUGGAGCUAUCACCUUCACUAAAAUGGCGAAUGCAUUUCGGCUGAUAAGAACUUUCGCUGUCGGAUGGCCAAGAUGAUUGACUCAUUCGCUAUGAUGACGAUGGACUGUUGAUACAUUCCGCUAUGCAGAUAAGAUUCAAUUUCCUUCAGGGGGUAAUGGGGAGAAGAAUAUAUGAGAAAUGAAUGCCGCAUCAAAGGUCGAGGCGUGUUGAAAACAAAGCCAUCAACCUGAGAUACUUGGACACAAAAUCGGAUAUCCAAGCACGGCCAUUUGUGCAAACAGCAACAAGAUAUUUGCAUGAGCUGUUCACUUAUUUUUAUAAACUACACGUACCCGACAAGUGAUGUGCAAACAUUAACUCCAGCGGGAGCGGGAGUUUACUCUGCCUCGGGGUAUCUAUCUUCUUAAGCAACCUUCCUGAUGGUCUCUGCCAUAAAUUCGAGAAUUGUUAAUUCCGCUGUCAGCUAUCAGCCAACAGUUGCAAAUCAAAUCAAAUGACUCUUAUCUAUUUUGGGCUCUUGCCUUAUCGCGAUGAGCCGGCUGACACACCUGCUAUGAGUACUUGAAAGACUUUUAGAUGGAUAGAUUGGGUUUGAAAUUCCCCACUCGUGAUCCUUGAGAAAAUCGAAUAUGGGUUGACUUUCCACUCAGAUUUUACUCAGAAUUAAAUACAAUAGGUUUCUGGCCAGACACAUUUUCCCCCCAAUGCUCACUUCCGAUGAAAGCGGCCCCGAAGAAGCUGUCCCAGCGGUAAAGGUGUCUGCGUGAUUCCAAUGCAAUGCUCCGUACCGACGGCGCCAGUACUGGUGACGAAUGCGAAUACCUAUGCGACUCGGAACUAAGCAAUGCAAGUAAGGUGGAGGAAACUGGAGACGUUAAUCCCAAAGAGGACCAUUUAAAGAAAAAGGAGGUUAUAGUUCUAUAUAAAAAGCCGGGAGGGUUACAAGAGGACGAUAGUUUGGAGAAAACGGAUAAGCUGAAUCUAUCCGUAAGGUCGGCCGAGGCCGAAGUGGAGGAGGAAAAGGAACUAAAAGUUCUUUAUAAAAGGCCGGCCGAUUCGCAAGAGGAGGGCUCUUCGGAGAAAACGGAGCGAACUUAUCUAUCUGUAAGGCCGCUCGAGUCCCAAGAGGAGGAACUUUCGGAGAAAAAGGAGCUGAAAUGUCUCUACAGAAGGCCGGCUUGGGACUCGCAAGAGGAGGACCAUUCGGAGGCAACAGAGUCAAAUGGUCCAUAUGGAAGUCCUUUUGAGUCCGAAGAUAAGGAUCUAACAUGUCUAUACAAAAGGCCUGCCGCGAACCGGAGCUGUUCCUCAUCCGAAGCGAAUGAUUUGGCGGUUCAGGUUAGUGGAAGUGGCAAGCUGAAGGAGCAACGAUUGUUCUCGAUAGGACACAGAGUACCGGACACUUGGAAGUCGCCGGAACACCGCAAGUUCCUGCCCGAGAAGUCCAAUCUGUACGACCACAUUGUGGAGCUGGCGCGCUGCCGAGUGCAGACUAACGCCAUAGUGACCAUCGGCCACAAUCACUUCCCUGUGCAUCUGAUUGUCCUUCAGAGCUAUUCUGCCAUGUUUCGGGAUAUUGGGAACGAACUGAGCAUCGAGCUGCCUGCCGAAGUGGUAACUCCUCGCGCCUUCGGCCUUCUUUACGACUGGAUGAUCGAGACCAAUCCGUUUCUGCCGCGUAUCGGACUCUUGGAGUUGCUUCAUGCGGCUCAAUUUCUACAAAUUCCACAGUUGGUUACCCAAUGCGAAGCUUGUAUAGCCACGGGCUUCAAAGAGGAAGCUGCCGCGAUGCUGUACUUGGAAGCAAAGCUUCUCAAGGUGGAGGCCAAUCAUACCAUGUUACUCUUGCGCAUUUCCUUGUUUUUUUUAACGUUCGUGGCUACGAAGGAGUUCCUGGAGCUGCCCUUAAAACCGCUGCGAAUGCUGCUUUCGUCCAAUGAUAUCGGUGUGAACUCAGAGCUGGAGGUGUUUAUGUCCGUUGUACGGUGGUUAAAUUAUGAGUGGCCAAAGCGUGAGGGAAUCACGGCAAAGGUUGUAGGAUGUAUUCGAUUCGGAUUGAUUCCUCCCUGGCUGCUUAUCCGCCUACAGCGGACGGACAUCUCUGCCUUGGAAGUUAGAAAUAUCGUUGGCCAUCAGGACGUGCGUCAGGGAAUCCAUGAAGGCAUUGCCUACACUACGACGCGGAUUUUCUAUGGCACCGAUCGCGAGGCCUUCAAGCAGCACCUCCAGCGAACUGGCGCCACACCGCCCAUGCAUAGGAAUUGGAUUUACGAUCGCAACUGUCAUCACCACCACCGACUACACUGCAAACUAGCACUGGACUUCACCUUUGAGUCGUUUGUGGAGUACCUGAACUAUUUGCAGUGCCAGCAGCGGGAUUACUGGCAGACCUUUGAGAAGGCGGAUGCCAGCAACGUGUGUGUGGGUUGUGAACGGACUCAGGCGGCUGGCGAUUCAGAUCCUUCCAAAACUACUGAUUGAUUUUGAAUGUUUGUUUGCUAAAUUUGCGCAAAAAUAUAUAUCUUGAAAAAAACCUUAGCUUUCGAAUUAUAAAUUAAAAUGAAUAGAUAAUUUAUCUUUUAGAUUGUCUAAUCGAAGUGGCCCUUGAAAAACAAAGAACCCAUUGAGGUGUCUGCUGAUAUAUGUCUAUUUUGUUUGGUUAAUAUAAUGAUUAAAUCGUUUCACAAGCUAUAUCCCGGACAAUAAUACUUAUACUUUGCAUUGUUUUCUCUUUCAGUUCUUGAACAUCCUGGCAUUGAGUGUCCUGGCAGUUAUUUGGCGAAAUCCCGAGAUGAUGGACGAGCUAGAGGG